AUGCAUUCCCUCCCAUCCUCCCCCGAGACUCUCACACUACACCUCGCAAUCUUAAUCUGCGAGGUCCUCCCGCCGGUGGUCUCCUGCCUGCGCGGUCCCUUUGACCAGAUCUUCCAAAACUUUUUCGAUCGUGGCGCGAAACGGCUCUCGAAUGGUAACAACAACGAUUACAAUGACGAACAACAGUGGCCCGGACUCAGAAAGCAGAUCAAAGUCAAAACUACGCCGUACAACGCCACAGCCUUCCAGCUGCCGGACGCCGAGGCUUUGGAGGGGCUCGAUGCCCUGGUCGUCACGGGGAGCUCGGCGGGGGCGUAUGAGGAUAUCGAAUGGGUGAAGCAUCUUCAAAGGUUCUUGCAAGAUACAUACCAGCACCACCCCAAGGUAAAAAUCUUCGGAACCUGUUUCGGCCACCAAAUCAUCAACCAAUCUCUGUUCGCACACACCGGCGGACUUCACGUCAUGAAGAAUCCACGGGGCUGGGAACUCGGGGUGUACGAAAUCACCAUCAACCCAAAGUUCGCCAGCUGCUUUCCCCGGCAGCUGAAGUCUGCUGCUGCUGCCCGAGCCGCGUCGUCGUCGGAGCGAAUCCAGCUCCAGCUCUCGCACCAGGACACGGUCGUCGUCACCCAGAGUGCACAGUUGCCUCCUGAAUGUGUGGAGGUGGGAUUCACGGACCUCUGCGGCAUGCAGGGGAUGUACGUGCCCGGUCGGGUGCUGACGCUGCAGGCGCAUCCGGAGUUCGAUCGCGAGGUGAACGGCGCGUGUAUCCGUGAGAUUGUCGGGGCGGGUUGGCCCAUAGAGGAGACCAGGGAAUACUUGCGUUUGACAGACAAGGACGACGACGCCGCCCUGAUGGAAGAGGUGGUGAUGGAGUUUUUGCUUCAGGGCUCCAAAGCUUGA
Molecule: messenger RNA, 903 nt
Organism: Fonsecaea erecta
Lineage: Eukaryota; Fungi; Ascomycota; Eurotiomycetes; Chaetothyriales; Herpotrichiellaceae
Exons: 2
Coding region: 1-903 (300 amino acids)
Cellular component (GO): cytosol; nucleus
Source: RefSeq, a predicted model, not a curated record